Molecule: messenger RNA, 159 nt
Organism: Trypanosoma brucei brucei TREU927
Lineage: Eukaryota; Euglenozoa; Kinetoplastea; Trypanosomatida; Trypanosomatidae
Exons: 1
Coding region: 1-159 (52 amino acids)
Source: RefSeq, a predicted model, not a curated record
AUGGAUGAACCGAAUCGGAGGUGGCAGUGUCUUCAGCCACUUCGCAAGGGACUUAAAGGAACGACAAAGUUGUGUUGUAUUGGUGGGGUUCUUCUUCCCGUAUCUUCAUUUGACCGUAAGUUUCCACGACUAUUGAAGGGCUCUGUGUUGCGCAAUUGA